AUUUGUCAGAAUGUCUGAGCCGGUAAGAAUAAUGUGAAAUGGAAUGUGAAUCAAAUGAAAUAUGAAAUGAAUAAGAAUGUGAAAAGUUGUUAGCGUUAGGUUGUUAGUAAAUGGGAAGAGGCGAAUAAGUAAUAUUUGUGUAGGUUGUUGGUGCUGAUAUGAAUGUUGAGCAAAAGAAGAAGCGAACUUUCAAGAAGUUCACUUAUCGUGGUGUGGACUUGGAUAAGUUGUUGGAUAUGCCUCUAAAGGACUUGAUGGAGCUUGUUGAUGCGCGUGCUCGUCGUCGUUUCCGUCGUGGUCUUAAGAGAAAGCCUCAGGCUCUGAUAAAGAGACUGCGCAUUGCUAAGGCGAACACUCCUGAGAAUGAGCGUCCUCAGCCUGUGAAGACUCAUCUUCGUAACAUGAUAGUUGUUCCUGAGAUGAUUGGUUCUGUUGUUGGUGUUUACAACGGGAAGAGUUUCAACAACGUUGAGAUCAAGGCUGAGAUGAUUGGUCACUACUUGGGUGAAUUUUCGUUGACUUACCAGCCCGUGAAGCACAACCGCCCUGGUAUUGGUGCUACUCACUCUUCGAAGUUCAUUCCUUUGAAGUAAGUUUUGUCUGCACAUUUUAUCUUGGUGACGAUGGUUUGUUGUUUGUUUGAACAAAGUGUAAUAGAGUAUCUAAAUGCAUUGAUUCUGUGUUUUUCCAUGAAUCGCGGUUAUUUGGUAGUACUAUACUUACUCUAGUAGAUCGUAGACAUUAUUGCGAUGAGUAUACGAAAAGAAGAUAUUGAUUUGGAUAAUCCAUUUAACAAUUUUAAGUAGCUAUAUUACUGUCUGUGAUGAAUGUAGAUUGUUUUGGAAUGCUGGCAAAGAAAAUUGGAAGAAUAAGGAGCACAUUGCACGCCUAACUCUUUUCUAUUCGAAACACCAUCCUUCAAAAGUAUUAUCUAUGGUGUGUGUAAUAUCUUAGAUUAAUUCUAUUGUUUCGUUGCUCUCGAAGUACGAAGGACGUGAGUUGGAGAUGUAUAACAAUAUCCUCAAGAAGUAUGGUGUCGAUGCUCUCUCUCCCGAUGAUCGUCGAUGAAUUAUCUGUUUAUUACUUUGUAGGCAAGAAGAUGGAAACUACGUAUUAUAUUACGGAGUAUUACAAAAUCCAUAAUCCUGAACGUCUUUCAGGUAUUCCUUUUUCAUUUCUGUAACUAUAAGAUGUUCCAAGCCUCGUCAAGAAAUAUCGGGAAGACUACGAACUCCUCUUUCACAAAAUGAAAAAGAAAUAUGGCACCGAUCCGCGCGACGAAAUUCAAGUGAGUUUUUUGUUCUGGCCCUAAACGUUAGCUUCCUGUUUCGACUGUAGUAGAGUCUCCAACCCCUGUGGCUGAUGAGAAUGCAGAGAAUGCACGAGAGGAAGAGUAUUCCUAUUCGGAGUAUUCUUAUUCGGAAGAAGAAGAAAAAGAAAAGAAAGAAAUGGCACCGAAAGAGAGGAAGGUGGAAGAAAAGCGAGAUAUUCUCCUUCAGGCGAAGGAAGCGGGUUCGAAAGAGGGUGGUCUGUUUAGUAACAUCUUGAAAUCAUCCAAGAAACUGUUUGAUGAGCUGAGCAAUGCCGGACUGAAGGCCGAUUCGCAGUCGACCCAGAAGGAAAAACAAAGAGAGAUCGGUCGAGACCAGUUCGGUGCGUCGUUCGUUUCGAAUAGCGCAGCGAUCGGGAACGCGGCAGCGGAAACGACGCGCCACGAAAUCGAAAACGCCGUGGAGAAAGUGGAUAACUGCAUCACGAUUCUCGUGGGAGUCAUGCAGGAAGAGGUUUGCUUUGUCGCUCUGCUGGAAUGGUAGGACGCGCUUUGGAAGUCGCUCUCGCAGGAGCUCGCAGUGGAUCAGUCGGCGUUGCUGUCGUCGUAUCAUUCGCGGCUUAACGCGUUGUUGCAGCGUGUGAAGAGCAUCGAGAUCUUGCUGAUGAACCGAGAGGAAGAGAUCGAGCGCGAGGAUUUCUUGUCGUGGAAAGAAUCCAAGACGCAGAAGCUGGCCAUGCUGCAGAGCAUUUAUGACCAGCAAGUCGCUGCCAAGAAGGAGGAGUUGGAAGAUUUGCGCCCUACACAGCAAGACAAGCCGGCGGAGCCUCGCCAAACCCAGUCAGAGAAGCCAGUCGCAGCACAGCCUGCACAGCAAACGGAGCUCAAAGAGGUUCAGAUGGUGGAAGAAACAGCCAAGGCGCAGCCUGAAGCGAAGGUCGAGGCGGAGGCGGAUAGUAGUGAUGACGAUGAUUUAUAAUCU
Molecule: messenger RNA, 2252 nt
Organism: Blastocystis hominis
Lineage: Eukaryota; Bigyra; Opalinata; Blastocystidae
Exons: 4
Coding region: 237-593 (118 amino acids)
Biological process (GO): ribosomal small subunit assembly; translation
Cellular component (GO): cytosolic small ribosomal subunit; ribosome
Molecular function (GO): RNA binding; structural constituent of ribosome
Source: RefSeq, a predicted model, not a curated record